Messenger RNA from Purpureocillium takamizusanense, 4794 nucleotides. RefSeq lists its product as uncharacterized. The transcript has a single exon. The record is from RefSeq and is a predicted model, not a curated record. Bases 586 to 2715 code for a protein of 709 amino acids. Lineage: Eukaryota; Fungi; Ascomycota; Sordariomycetes; Hypocreales; Ophiocordycipitaceae.
CUCACGCCCAAGCUCGAUAAAAGUGCGCCGCCUUUUUGUUCCUCUGUCGCAGGGAUUCAUACACAAUGCGGCGGCAAAGGACAGAGACUGCAUGUGGUGACACUUCACGUCAUGCUAGGUCGGUACGGUACAGUCCAGUACUGUAUAGAAGUGAUGUGCUUUGUAGAACAAGUACCUUUUAUUUGCAAGGCAGCGAAGCGGCGCGGUUCAUGCUGGCUGCACCGCCAGACGGAAAGCAGCCACACCCACCUCGAUUCCCAAGUCCUCCUGCCUGCCCUGCCCUGCCAACUGCCUGCCUGCCUGCCCGCCCGCCCGCUCCUUCCCCCUUGCUUGGCCGGCCGUGCACCCACGCUCGCGCUUGCUCCUCCGUCAUCUUGUCUUUGACUGCAACCCGGCUUUUCGCCUCCUCCUUCCCCUCCCCCCUCCCCCAACCACUCAACUUCACCAAUACAACUCAUCGCCUCAUCUCGCCCAACGUCGUGGUAGAGACCAGAGACUCACUGCUUCAUCAACCCUGUUUGUCUCCCGCAGCUCCAACAUAUUGACAGUCGUCCUUGAACCUUCCGUCCACCUGUUGCCGGCGGAAUGGCCAGCUACGACCCGUACGAACGGGAAUAUUCCCGCCGCUACGUGCGAGAAGAACGGCGCGAGGAGAGGGACCCUCGCUUUCUCGACUCACGCGGCGACUACGGAAGAGUCUACCCCUCGCGCGACUUGGUGCCCCGAGCCCGCGAGGACAGCGACCUCUCGGUCGAGGAGAUUCGCCGCGACUUCCCUCCGCCCAGCGGCCGUGACAUUCGCCGCGCCCGCUCGGCAGAGCCCCAGUACUACGAGGACGAUUACGAUUACCGUCGCGGAUACGACUCGCGCCAUGACCGCGACCAUGACCGCCAUGGACGACGCGCCGGCGGCAGCAUGUAUUACGAGGAAGAUGAGCGCAGGUCCAAGCCCAAGAGCAUGUCCAAGCAGGACAAGAUUAUUGCCGCAGUCGCCGGCGCUGCCCUCCUCGUCGGCGGCAAGGAACUCUACGACCGCCACGAGGCCAAGACCGACGGCACCAACGUCCAGCGCAACCCCCUCUCCUCGGCCGCCCUCGCAGGCUUUGGCGCUCUCGCAGGGUACCAAGGCGCCGAGUUCUACAGCAAGCAGCAGGCCAAGAAGGACCAAAAGGCCACUUACAUCCUGCAUCGCGGUCGUGACGGCCAAAUCAUGGAGUACUACUCGGACGAGGAGGAAGGCUCCAAGGAAAAGAAGGGCCACAAGAACUUCCUCGAGAGCGCCAUUGCCGCGACUGGCUUGGGUGCGGCCGUCAAGACCCUGACCGGCAGCGGCGGCGGCGACGACAAGCGCUCCGACACUCGCAGCCGCCGCGGCAGCCCCACCGGCUCCCGCGCCGGCUCCCGCUCCGGCUCCCAUGGUCCCGGCACCAACAAGAUUCAAAAGGCCGCCAUGGCGUCCCUCCUGGCCGGCGCCACCGAGGCCUUCCGCGUGGCAAAGGAGCCCGGCGGUUGGAAGGGUGAGAAGACGAAGCGCAUCCUCACCGCGGCUGCUGGUGCCGCCACCGUGGACGCUGCCCAGAGUGAUAGCCACGGCAAGCUGGGGCUCGCCGAGUCGGUCAUUGGUGGCCUGGUCGGCAAUCGACUCAUCAACGGAUCGAAGAAGGACAUUGAAGAGGAUAAGCUGACCGGGAGGAGUCGCUCACGCUCUCGUGCCCGAUCGCAGAGCCGCGGUGGCGGCGGCGGUGGAGGCACCGGUCUCGCUGCCCUGGCCACGGCUGGACUCGGAGCUCUCGGGGCCAAGAAGGUGCUUGAUCACUCACGAUCCCGAAGCCGCGGCCGCGACUACGACUCCAGAAGCCCCUCUCCCGAUCGCCACCGCCAGCGGAGCCGCAGCCGCAGCGUCGUUGAUAAGGCGCGCAACAGCCUCGCCAAGCUCGGCAUCGGCGGCGGCACGGUGGCAGCUGCCGACGACCACCGCCGGCGAGAUCAGGACGACUUCGACGACCGCGGCAGCUCGCGACGCUCCCGCCGAUACUCAGACGACGAAUACGACGACGACCGAGGUCACGGCCGGAGCCGAGGUGGGUACGAGUACGAGUCGGAGCGGUCCCAUCGCGGCAGCCGGCGCGACUCCUCCCGUCGACGUGGCGGAAGCCGCUCCGGCUACGGGUCCGAGUCUGAUCUAGGAGACUCGGAUGAGGACGAGAAGAGACAGAGGAAAAUGCGAGGUAAGCAAAUUUUGACAACUGGUCUUGCCACGGUCGCAACCAUCCACGCAGCACACGGGGUCUAUCAAAGCAUGGAGAAGAGGCGUGCGCGGCAAAAGGCCGUCAAGGAAGGUCGCCUCAGCCCCGCCGAGGCAAAGAAGCUCAAGACCAAGGCCAUUAUGCAGGAUGCCGCAUCGGUCGGCAUCGCGGCCUUGGGCAUCAAGGGUGCCAUCGGCGAGAUGAAGGAGGCCAAGGAGAUGUCACACGAGUGCAAGGAAUUUAAAGAAGAGAAGGCUCGCCGCCAUGAGCGGCGGGAGAUGCGCAGACAGCAGGGACGCAGCCUCAGGGACGGCAGCAGCAGGAGGGCCGAUAGCCUGCCUGCCGGCCCGCGGUCUCGGUAUGGCGGCUACGAGUCGGACGAAGAGGACGACUACGGGCCGCGGUACUACGACGACAACCCGUACAACGCGGGCAGGCUACCUGCCCCGCCUAUGGGGUAUCGUCCCUGAGUGCUGCCGUCCGACUGCUGCCAGGCCUUCCUUCAGCACCCGUGCCGCGGCCGGCCAUUGCAAAGCGCGGCCUGGGCACGCACGGCAAUGAUGAUGACGACGAUGACAAUGACGAUGAGGGGCGCCGCGCACAUACCCACAACGACGCCUCGACAGGUCUAUGAGGACUUGAACGACGGCGUCGUUGGGCGUUGGAGAGCAAGACAAAGAGUUUGCAUGGCAUGCUUUUAGCGAAAAAGACGCCGCUUUGAGACACUGACCUUUUUCCCCGUGCUGCGUGGCAUGACCCUGGCGAGAGGAGAGGCGAGAUGCAUGAUAAAUCAAGCCUCGGCCCGCGGUGUUUUCUGCGAGUCCCGCUCCCCUUUCUUUUAUUUCUCCCGUCCACACACACCCAUGUACUUCAAAGGCGCACCGACUAAUGACAAACGAACUGUAACAGACCAUCGCCGCUACUGAGUGGCUCAACUCGCCUGCUGUAUCUGCCCCUCCCUGCCUGCACUGUCGGGCUCGUGCUCCUGUCGGGGGCGGGCAGGCGGGCGGGAGAGGAGGUGAUCGGCACAGCGCCCGGAUCGACGGGACCCGGAACGAUGGAGGAGGAUGGAUGUAAAAAGACGGGCUGCGGUGUUUUACAGCAUUGGUGGUAGGCAAGGUGACCCAUGAGGCCCUGCUGUGCUUACCAAUGGCGCACGCAGGAGCGGUAAAGUCGGAUCGGACCAGAGGGGAAGUGGCCCGAAGUUGGGUUGUGCGUUGGCGAGGGUCGAUCCGGAAAAGACGGCUCUGCUGGUCUGCAGGGGACACGAGCCAUGGAUGCGGGACCAACGCCGCGAUCGGGGGGAUCGGACUUGGGGGCGGGUCCCGGGAUGCCUUGUUACGUAUGGCAGGGAAUUUGCUUCUUCUUCUUCUUUUACUUCUAUCUUUCUUUGCGUCGAGCCUACGGGCGGACGGCGGCGGCUCGUGGAUGGACGGCAUCUAUCUAGACAAAGGUGCGAGAGCUCUUGGGAUGACUGAAUGACGACUACGAUGCUUUGUGUUUCAGACGGCUGCCCGUCUGACGAAGCUUACCUUGUGCGCCCUGCUCUGCAGUCUGUGACCGGGGGGAGGGGGAGGAGGCUGGUGUGAUGUGGUGGUGGUGUGGUCUGGACCCCUGGACUGGAUGGAUGGGCCGUUGGAGGCGAGACGAGCCGGGCCUUGUUUCUGGGCGGUGGGGGACGCAUGCCAUCAAAGCCCAAAAGCGCCGCAAUUUCCUCCACCAACGCCAUGAAUGACAUCACCGGGUCGGGGUGUCGUGAACGGCGCUGCUGCCCACAUGGCAGACUGCCCACGCACGCACGCACGCACGCACGCAACGCAGCAAAAACGCGAAGCGAGCCUCCCGCCCGCGGAAGGGGGGACGAGGAUGGAAGUACAUUGGGUGAGGAGGAGGGAUCCGCGAUCUUCGUCGCAUACUGACUGCCCCCGUAACGUUUUUUGCCUCUCGUCGUCGUCGUCAUCGUCGUCUAGGGGUACAGUGCAGUACCAUGCCAUAUGCCUAGGGUAGGGAAGAAGAAGAAGAAGAGACGGGAUGGCGGAAAGACGUAUAUGUAGGUGAGUGUAGUAGAGUCCUGUACUGUACAGUACAGUACUUGGUGCGUGGAUUCCGGCGGGGACGUGGGAGUGUAAUGCAAUUGCUUGUGCGUGUGUGUAUGUGUGUCUCUUUGGUAGUGUGCAGCGGUGUGGUGCGGUGUGGUGCAGUGCACGUCGUGUGCCAACUAAACAGGACAGGACAGGACAGGACGAGCUAAUGACGGGAGGAGAGGGUUAAGGGAUGGGCAACAGACAGACUGCGCGCGGUGCUCUCGUCUUUUUCUCUCUUUCACCUUAUUGUUUAAAGUACCCAUCCUCCUUGGGAGGGAACCCUCCUCGGUGUAGAGGGAGAGGAGGAAAUGGGGGAGGCGCGAGCAAAGGUUAGGUCGGUAGGCCCCGGACACGUGCAUACGAUGAUGAUACAUUGUUCUUAAGGCUACGUACGUACUUGGCUCCUCCUGCUCGUCUCGUCCCACGCAGGUAAUAGUAGUUGGCUAGAUGAAAAACAUCCACGAC